Molecule: messenger RNA, 4026 nt
Organism: Stegastes partitus (bicolor damselfish)
Lineage: Eukaryota; Metazoa; Chordata; Actinopteri; Pomacentridae
Gene: garem2
Product: GRB2 associated, regulator of MAPK1-like
Exons: 7
Coding region: 1-2172 (723 amino acids)
Source: RefSeq, a predicted model, not a curated record
AUGGAGAAGCUGUCGGCGAGCCUGUCGGAGAUCACUUGGAGCCCGUUGGCGCUGCCGUUGGACGCGGUGGUCAGCAAGUUCCGUCUGCCCACUCUGGUCCGCUUGGCCCACGGUGAAUGUGUGGAGGGUCUGUCAGAGGAGGAUGUGGUGCUCUUACACUCCUGCCGUCAGUGGACCACAGUGACGGCCCACAGCUUAGAGGAGGGACACUACGUAAUUGGACCCAAGAUUGACAUCCCUCUGCAGUACCAGGGAAAGUUCAAGCUGCUGGAUGAAGACCGGGACGUCAGGGACCCUGUCCAGUAUUUCUCCAGUGUGGAGGAAGUUGCUGGAGUCUUCCCUGACCGGGUCUUUGUCAUGGAGAUGAUCACUUUCAGUGUCAAGGUGGUUUCAGGGGAGUUCAGUGAGGACAGUGAGCCCUACAGCUUCACUCUGCAGGCUGGAGAUGAGCUGUCACUGAUGGGGAAGGCGGAGCUUCUCUGUGCCACACCCUCUAAGGAAAAGACAGGACUGAGUGCACUUCUGAGACGCCUGGGAAAAACCCCUAGAAGUAAAACUCCCUGUCUGGUCUGUAUGAACCAUCGCACCAAUCAGAGUGUCAGCCUACCCUUUGGCUGCCGUGGACGCUUUUGCACACGCUCCCCCCUGGAGCAAGGCAUGCUGGGAGGGGAGCACACGGUGCGCAGCAUUAUUGAGAGAGUUCGCCUCCCUGUCAAUGUGUCUGUACCAUCACGGCCACCACGAAACCCCUACGACCGCCAUGCGGUGCGAGAGGGCCACCGCUACAAGCUGCUCAACAUCGUCAGCAAAACGGUGGUGCUCUGCAUGGUGCUCCGCCGACAAGAGGUCUCCCCCUCCCACUUCUUGCUGCUGCGUUGCAUGCCCCGGUUUAAUGUGGCCGAGGCCUCCGUCCACACAGCAGCGCUGGAGAGCCUUCUGCUGCGACAUGCAUUCGACCCAGACGCCUACUCCCGUGCUGUUAGAGAAACCCGUCCGGAGUUGGAGUGCAUGACAGAGGAGUGUGUGAGCCCACGGCGCUCUCGCAUGUGUGUGUCAGGUCAGGACUCGCUGGCACCGGCACUGCAGCGCCUGUCAAUGUGCGGGUAUGUUGGUGGGGUUUCAGACAGCAUGUCACAGCGCUGCAGGGACUCUCUUGGAGAACGGCUGGGGGAGGGACCAGGUGAGGAGAGGGAGUAUGUGACUCCUGAGUGGACUGAGGCUGAACUGAGGACCAGUGAGGAAAUCCCUUAUGAGGAACUCUGGACCAAUCAGAAUGCAGAGGGCUUGGGAAAGGAGCCAAACCUCAUAUCCUUCCAUUCGUCUUCCUCAUUGGACGGUUCUGUUGGUACUGUGGUGGCAAGAGUGUCUACCCCACCACCUGUACCUCCCAAAUCUGAUGCUGUGAGAGAGGAGUGUCGUUACUUGAUCGCCCCUCCAGUUCCUCCUCGCUGCUCUAAAGGAGGCUCCAUCUGCAGUCCAGCUCCCAGUCCUCCAGUUCCGCCUCGCUUCCCCAAAACCUCCACCUCCCCGAGACCAAACCUCUCCUUCUACUCGUCUGGACUGCAGGACAGCUGCUCCCCCUCUCCGGAUGCCUCCCUGUACUGUUACCCGUGCUCCUGGGCAGACUGUCCUGCUCCUAACCCCACCAGUCCUGAGCCAGCCUCCGCCAUCCCUGCAGACACCACAGCCCCUCCUCAGCCUGCACAGGCCACCUGGGCAGAGCCGUGGGCAGAAUCCUUCACUUCCUCUGGACCUAGACUCAGGCCGCCACCUCCGCAGAGUCGGUUCGCUCCCUUCGGUGCGUUGAACCCCUUCAACCGUCAGUCCCCUUGCCCUUCGCCUGAGCCUGCUGCCAAUCCCACCACAGAUUCUUCCAGAGGUGCAGAGGGCGGUGGCUCAUCUACAGGGGGCAGUGAGGGCUUGUCCCCACCCCCUGACCCCACCUGGCGGCCUCCUUCUGACCUCUCUGCACUAUCGUUGGAGGAGGUGUCGGCCUGCCUACGAUUCAUUGGCCUAUCAGAGGCAGCGGUGGCCGUGUUCCAGAGGGAGCGAAUCGAUGGCAGCCUCCUGGUGCAGCUCACUGAGGACAUCCUGUCACAUGACUUUCACCUGAGCCGACUCCACGUGACCAAGAUCACGCAAUUCAUACAGGGCUGGAGGCCCAAAAUCUAACACACACACUGUCCUGAUAAUGUGCCUGUUGGCUGCUGAGCCCUCCUGAAUGUGCCUUCCACUGUGACAACUGGCUGCUGAGCCCCACUGACUGCAGCUGAAGGAACCACGCCACACUGUGGUCAAACUGUAGAACUGACACUUGACUGGCGUUCACGCUGAGUCUCUGACAGACUGACUGCAUAUGUCCUGUCUGAAUCACAGACUGGGACUAGUUUACUAACAAAUAGCUUCAACAGAGAGCUACAUGAUGACAGUGCCCUGUUUUGAUUUGUCUUUGGGCAAAGAGCCAACCACAGUCAUGCUACACAGACAGAAGGCAGAAAGGUUCCAGACACUGUGGAUUUGUGUGGCCUUUCUGCUGUGGUUCCACGUAUAAUGUGACACGAGAGGAAAACUUUCCAUCAUUUAAAAUAUUUUGACAGAUGAACAAAAUUUCUGCAGUUUUUAGAUAUCGUAUUAUUUACACCACAGUAGGUGUUGGAUGAACUUCAAUUGAAGGUACAUUAAGAAACCCACAGCCUCUAUGGUUGACCAGUACGACACGUUAUAACACAGAUGGAACACUGAACCUGUCCCCUGCACAGGUCUGUUGCACAACCUUCUUCAUCAGUCACAUCCGGCUUCAGUGGCAGGUAAUUGGUACAAAUAACAAAAUGAGAGAUUCUUAGGAGAUAAGAAAGAGCUCGAUGUUUAAGACUGAAUAAAAAAAAGAAAGUACGAAAUUCAGAAAUCUCAGCACUCAGUGAAGUUAUUACUGAGGUUUUGGUCCUGAUCAAUGAUUCGAUGAACAAUUUCUGAAUACACACUAUUCUGUAUUUAGGCCGUUUUGUGCUUUGGGGCAGUGGCACUUUUAUUAGCGUUCCCUUUAAGGGUAACACAAGAGUUCCUUGUGUCUGUAGUCAUACACACAGUUAUGUUGCCAUACUGUAAGACAAUAUUCAACUCCCUCAGAAGUACCGUUCUCAAACCUCAGAUUGCUUGUCCACAUAUGCACGAUUUAGCCAUGCAUCAUAAUAAAUGUCAUCAUACUGCAUAAUAUGUUCACAUAAGUAUUGUUUUUAAUUCAUUACACACCAAAAAAGAUCCAAACUCCCAUAACAGGUCAUACAAUUAUAAAAAAUGGAAAUGUUUUCACUAAUUACAGAGACCAAAUGAUUAGUUGACUAAUUGAAAAAAUAAUCAACAAUCAAAUUAUUAAUAAAAACUAGAUCAAAGUGUUACCCAAAAUAGUCAAGAAGUGAGAACAUACACAAAACCAGAGCCUGUUUCCUUAGAGAGCAACAAAAUAAUGAGAAGGACUGAAAACUGUUGGUUCUAAAUAUUCUCAGACAGAGGGACAAAUGUUUUUCUUUGGCUGUUCAAAUGAAAUGGAGCCCUGCUCUCUGAAUUCAUGCAUGUCCUGUAUAAUUAGGAGGGUAUCUACUUCUAGGUAGUGGUGAUAGUAAUGUUAUAUAACCAGGGACCGUAGCUUUAGCUACACUGAGGGUUAUUUCUGCAACAAAGAUCUUCCAAACAACUGUGAAAAUGCAAUUUAUGUUGUUGUAAACUUGUUUAUUAACACUUGUGAUUCUCUUGUUGCCAUACAAGCUGCUGUUCUCUCAUAAUGUCUGACAUAAUCUUCUUUAAAUUCCAUUAGAUUCCCAUAAAUUUGAUGGGCUGCAGCCAAGUGAAAAGCUGCCUACUGAUGCCAGGUUUCUGAGAACUCGUUCUCAUGAUACGUCAGAAACCCCAUGGUCUACGACACCCACGUAAUACUGAUGUACUCUCUGUAAUCAUGUAACUGCAAGGCCACUCUAAGAAGAGCAAUGAAGAAAUAAAUGAGAGAUUGCAAAAUAAACAGAAACUAAAUGA